AUGUCGUCGCCGACUCCUUGGCUAAGGACGGAGGCUAUGUCCUCAGUCGUGUUUGCCCUUCUGUUUCUUAGCGCAACCGGUGUCCGUGCGGACAGUUUGACAGUUCUGCAGGCUCCAGACUUUGUGUCCUUCCAGAAAGGAGACUGGCCCAUCUCUGGCGAGAAGAUCCCUGACUUGGUGGCCCUCACCAUGGGCUUCUCUGUUCAAGAGGAUCUAUUUUGGCCUGGCCUGCAAGCGGGUCCGCUGUUCCAGCGUCCCCGCGCCAACGUUUUGGUGGUGGUCCAAGGAGUUGAUACCCUUACUUUGCCUCAGAGUGUGGCCACCUACCCCUUGGAGAAUCCGGUGCCAUUCACUUUAGAUGGCGUCGCGGAGACGGUGCACUCCCUGUUUGCCGAGGACACACCUGUUGUGUUGCAGCUCGCGCCGAGUGAAGAGAGGCUUUACAUGCUGGGCAAGGCCAACGCUGUGUUCGAGGACCUGCCGGUUACCUUACAGCAGAUCCGAGGCCGCCUGUCCCAAGAUGGCUCCGUGCUGACGACUCUGCCUCUCAACUCCCUCAGCAGGAACGCAGAGGCUGAUUUGCUGUUCCUGUCCGAGAUCCAAGUCCUGCAUGAUAUCACAGCUCUUCUGCAGCGGCACAGGCACCUGGCCAAGGACCACUCGCCAGACCUUUAUUCUUUAGAGUUGUCAGGCCUGGAGGAAGUGAGUCGCAUCUACGGACAGGACUCUCCUCAAUAUCGUGACGCCAUUGCCAUUCUCUCCUCGGUUCUUCAGAAGUUUGGACAGGAUGUGUACGGUCUCUAUGGUAACAGUGCUGUCGUGGAGGUCGUGACGGUGAAGAACUUUGAAGCACCUCUCACCAGGAAAUCCCGCUCCAUUCUGGAAUCCAGACAGAUUAGCAACCCGGGCAGCCCGUACAACUUGGCCUACAAGUACAACUUCCAUUACGCCGUGGUCUUCAACAUUGUGCUGUGGCUGAUGAUCGUGCUGGCGCUUGCCGUCAUCGCCGUCAGUUACAACCUGUGGAAUAUGGACCCAGGCUACGACAGCAUCAUCUACAGGAUGACCAACCAGAAAAUCAGGAUGGACUAA
Messenger RNA from Nerophis lumbriciformis (worm pipefish), 1092 nucleotides. The record is from RefSeq and is a predicted model, not a curated record. NCBI's taxonomy places the organism in Eukaryota, Metazoa, Chordata, Actinopteri, Syngnathiformes, Syngnathidae.